Messenger RNA from Saitoella complicata NRRL Y-17804, 3343 nucleotides. RefSeq lists its product as uncharacterized. Bases 42 to 3335 code for a protein of 1097 amino acids. Gene Ontology annotation, molecular function: protein binding; sterol binding. Gene Ontology annotation, cellular component: cytosol; membrane; nuclear envelope. Gene Ontology annotation, biological process: piecemeal microautophagy of the nucleus; exocytosis; endocytosis. The transcript is spliced from 2 exons. Lineage: Eukaryota; Fungi; Ascomycota; Saitoellomycetes; Saitoellales; Saitoellaceae. The record is from RefSeq and is a predicted model, not a curated record.
AUAACCUGGGCAGAUCCAACAACCACCAACGAAAACGAAGCAUGGCGCAUGCAAGGAUGAACUCCGCAAACGCCUUGAGUGCCAACACGAUCCGACUAUCCAAAUCCGCGGGUGUAGAGGAAUCGUUAAAGACGUAUAGGACGCUGGAGGCUUUGCGCUCAGGUGAUGCACAGGCAAUUGAUCGUGCGCUGCAACAAUACUUGGCAGACACGGCUCAGAGCAAUGACGGGCCACGAGCAUCCACUGGAUCGCGGACGAGCUCGGAUAUCUCUACGCCUCUUCACCUUGCUGUACAAUGUGCGUCUCACCAAGUCGUUGAACACAUUAUCUUAAAGAACAUCGUCGACAUUAACACGCAGGACAAGGAUGGGAAUACAGCGCUUCACCUUGCGGCGGCGUUGGCUCGUGAUGACGUGGUUCAGCUUUUGAUGCAGCAGAGUAAUGUCAAUGACACGAUCCCGAACAAUGAUGGCAAGCAGCCAUUCCAGGUUGCUACUACGCCUGAAUUGGCGGAUACGAUGCAGUUGUCGCGUGCUCAGUACACCGACUUCGUCAGCAACCGCUUCAAGCAGUUGGUCCAGGCCGGUGAUCUUCAAGGUGUGGAGCAAUUGUUCACAAACCCUCGCGCAGUGAGUCUAUGCGAAGUCAGUCGUCAAGAUCCUGAAACUGGAUCAACCCUUCUUCACGAUGCCGCCAAGGCCAAAAACCUGGAGCUCGUUCAGUUCCUCCUGGACCGCGGCGCAGACCCCUUCCGUCGUGACAAGAAAGGCAAACUCCCAUGGGAAGUCACAAAAGACGACAAAAUCAAGCACGUUCUAAAGCGCUCCCCAGCCGCCCAAAGCGUCGUGACCACAACCCCCGGCGAACCCAUAAAAAUGGCCGGCUACCUGAAGAAAUGGACAAACUACACGACAGGUUAUAAACUCCGCUGGUUUGUCCUCGAAAACGACGUACUAUCCUACUACAAGAACCAAGACGACGCGCAGCGAUCGUGUAGGGGUUCGAUCCAUAUGAAGUACGCGAGCUUGAAUCUGGAUAAGCAGGAUAAGCAACGUUUUGAGAUUACGGGGAAGGGUAGUGUGAGGUAUCACUUAAGGGCGAAUCAUCCGGUUGAGGCCAAUCGGUGGGCUUGGGCGUUGACUGCGGCGAUUCAGCAUGCGAAGGAUAGUAGUCGGAGGGCUGGGGGUGGUGCUGGUGAUGCACCACCGUCGCCUCUCCCGGGAUUGAUUCAAUCGGAGAUCAAUGAUGCUUCGUCGGGUGAUUUGCGUCGUACGGCGAGUUUGACGUCUAUGGCGCUCUCGGAGGCGGAUUCGCUUGCGGGAUCUGAGCCUGAGUCUGUCAUUGAGCCGUACAAAGACACGUUCGGCACGACAGCGAACUACGCUCGCGCGCAGCUCUCUGUUCUUGGUCAAGUCGCUGACAGCUUGAUGCAUGAGCGCGAACUCCGGGUCCAACAGGGAACUCAAGCCCCGCCCUCCCCGCAGAUGUCCAACGCCCUCCAAAGCUUCCGCGACGCCCUCGCCGGCGUCCAACGCACCGUCGAAGAAGUCCUUAACAUGAGCGCUGAACGCGACCAAUUCUGGCGCUACAAACUCGCCCGCGAGAAUGAUAUCAUGCGUCUUUGGGAAGAGAACAUGCGUGCGUUGGCGGUGGAGCAGGAACAGUUGCAGGAGGAGUUCCAUAACGUCAAUGUGGAGAGGAGGAAGACGAAGAAGGCGCUGAGGGAGGCACAUGCGCAGCUGUCUAUCUCGUCGCCGUCGGCGGAGGAGACCACGUUUGCGGAGUCGUUUGGAGGGGUUGAAAUUACUGACAGGGAUCAGAGUGUGGUGCAGUCAAUGGCGCGUAUCCCCACGAUCCCGGCCGACGAGGACGAUGAUGAGGAUGAGUUCUUCGAUGCUAUCGCUGGCGGUGAGAUACAGGCUGAGCCGCUUCCGCCUGUCGUACAGCAGCCUGUACAGCAGGAGGUCUAUCGUGCUCCGUCGACCUAUCAGGCAACUCAAGUAGCUGCUCCCCCGCAGAUACAGGUGAGCGCUAUUGCUGCUGCUGCGCCUGUCGUUCCCGCUGUUGAGAAACAGGUUCAUGCUCCUGUCGAGGAGGACGAGCCUGAUGCGCUCACGAAGUCCUACCACGGAUACGAAGAGGGCACCCGACAGAAACUGGCGAUGGACGACGAUAACCGUCCAAAAAUCUCGCUUUGGGGUAUUCUCAAGAGUAUGAUUGGAAAGGAUAUGACCAAGAUGACCUUGCCUGUUUCUUUCAAUGAGCCGACGUCGUUGUUGCAGCGUGUUGCUGAGGAUAUGGAGUAUGCUGAUCUCUUGGAUACUGCUGCCACGCGUACGGAGUCUACUGAGCGUUUGUUGUAUGUCGCAGCCUUUGCUGCUAGUGAGUACUGCUCUACCACGAACCGUAUCGCUAAGCCAUUCAACCCGUUGUUGGGUGAGACUUACGAGUAUGUUCGUCCCGAUAAGCAGUACCGCUUUGUCGUUGAGCAGGUUAGUCAUCACCCACCUGUCGGUGCUGCGAUCGCUCAGUCGCCGAAAUGGGAUUACUGGGGUGAGUCAGCGGUGAAAUCGAAGUUCACCGGAAAGUCUUUCGACAUCAACCCGCUUGGUACUUGGUUCUGUCGUAUCCGUGCGCCUAGUGGCAAAGAUGAGUUGUACACAUGGAAGAAGGUGAAUACCUCCGUCGUUGGCAUCAUUACUGGAUCGCCUACUGUCGACAACUACGGUGAGAUGAUUGUCAAAAACCACACUACGGGAGACGUGUGUACGCUCGACUUCAAGCAGAGGGGAUGGAGGGGUGGAGGUGCGUACGAGGUGAAGGGAACUGUUGCCGAUGCUCAAGGUUCCCCAAGAUGGUCUGUUGCUGGCCACUGGAACGAUAAGAUCUAUGCAAGGAAGCUUGAUGGAAAGGCAUCUAUUUUACCCGAGGCUGGCAAUGCCAGCACAUUCCUAAUCUGGCAGGCACACCCUCGCCCACCUGCGCCGUUCAACUUGACGCCUUUUGCUAUCACGCUCAAUGCGCCUCAGAAGUCACUUGUUCCUUGGUUGCCACCGACUGAUACCCGCUUGCGUCCCGACCAGCGCGCAAUGGAGGAGGGUCAGUACGAUGCCGCGGCAACCGAGAAGAACCGUGUCGAAGAGAAACAACGUGCAGCAAGACGUGAUCUCGAAGCUCGUGGUCAGCACUGGGAACCCAGAUGGUUCAAGCAGUCCGUCGAUAAGGUCACUGGUGAGACCUUCUGGGAGUACAGGACUGAUGCAGAAGUUGGUGGUGGAUAUUGGGAUGUUAGGGAGAAGAGGGCUUGGCAGGGAUUCAGCCCUGAUAUUUUCUGAGUGGAAUG